GCGUGCCCGCAUUCCAGGGGCGGAAGUCGAGCCCAGAGGCGAGGCGGGGCCGUCGCGCCUUAAUGACGUUAGCCGCCGGCGGGGGCGGGCGACGCGACCGUGCCAGUUGUCCUGUGUGCGGGGCUGAGGGGCCCCGGAGGCGGUGGGGGUUCCCGGCGGGGGCGGCGGUGGGGCGGCAGGGCCUGGACAUGGCGCCGAGGGGCCGCCCCACGGGAAGAUGAAUAAGGGCUGGUUGGAGCUGGAGAGCGACCCGGGCCUCUUCACCCUCCUGGUGGAAGAUUUUGGUGUCAAAGGGGUGCAGGUGGAGGAGAUUUAUGACCUUCAGAGCAAAUGCCAGGGCCCUGUAUAUGGAUUCAUCUUCUUGUUCAAAUGGAUCGAAGAGCGCCGGUCCCGUCGCAAGGUCUCUACCUUGGUGGAUGAUACGUCUGUGAUUGAUGAUGAUAUUGUGAAUAACAUGUUCUUUGCUCACCAGCUGAUACCCAAUUCUUGUGCCACUCAUGCCUUGCUGAGUGUGCUCUUGAACUGCAGCAAUGUGGACCUGGGGCCCACCCUGAGUCGCAUGAAGGACUUCACCAAAGGUUUCAGCCCUGAGAGCAAAGGAUAUGCAAUUGGUAAUGCCCCGGAGUUGGCCAAGGCACAUAAUAGCCAUGCCAGGCCCGAGCCACGCCACCUUCCUGAAAAGCAGAAUGGCCUUAGUGCAGUGCGGACCAUGGAGGCAUUCCACUUUGUCAGCUAUGUGCCUAUCACAGGCCGGCUCUUUGAGCUGGAUGGGCUGAAGGUCUAUCCUAUUGACCAUGGGCCCUGGGGAGAGGAUGAGGAGUGGACAGACAAGGCCCGACGAGUUAUCAUGGAGCGUAUUGGCCUCGCCACUGCAGGGGAGCCCUACCACGACAUUCGCUUCAACCUGAUGGCAGUAGUACCCGACCGCAGGAUCAAGUAUGAGGCCAGGUUGCAUGUGCUAAAGGUGAACCGUCAGACAGUGCUGGAGGCCCUGCAGCAGCUGAUUAGGAUAACACAGCCAGAGCUGAUUCAGACCCACAAAUCUCAAGAGUCACAGCUGCCCGAGGAGUCCAAGUCCAACAGCAAGUCCCCCCUGGUGUUGGAGACAAGCAGGGCCCCAUUGGCCUCUGAGAGCACCCAUACAGAUGGUACAGAGGAAGUGGCUGGUUCAUGCUCACAAGCCCCAACCCAUAGCCCUCCCAGCAAACCCAAGCUGGUGGUGAAGCCUCCUGGGAGCAGCCUGAAUGGGGUUCCCCCUACUCCCACCCCCAUCGUCCAGUGGCUGCCAGCCUUUCUAGACAAUCACAACUAUGCCAAGUCCCCCAUGCAGGAGGAGGAAGAUCUGGCAGCAGGUGUGGGUCGCAGCCGAGUUCCAGUCCGCCCACCCCAGCAAUACUCAGAUGAUGAAGAUGACUAUGAAGAUGAUGAGGAGGAGGAUAUGCAGAACACCAAUUCUGCCAUCAGGUACAAGCGGAAGGGGACUGGGAAGCCAGGGUCAUUGAGUGGUUCUGCAGAUGGGCAGCUAUCAGUUUUGCAGCCCAACACGAUCAACGUCUUGGCUGAGAAGCUCAAAGAGUCCCAGAAAGAUCUUUCAAUUCCUUUGUCCAUCAAGACUAGCAGUGGGGCUGGGAGUCCAGCUGUGGCAGUGCCCACGCACUCACAGCCCUCACCCACUCCCAGCAAUGAGAGCACAGACACGGCCUCUGAGAUUGGCAGUGCUUUCAACUCGCCACUGCGCUCACCCAUUCGCUCGGCCAACCCAACACGACCCUCCAGCCCUGUCACCUCCCACAUCUCCAAGGUGCUUUUUGGAGAGGAUGACAGCCUGCUGCGUGUUGACUGCAUACGCUACAACCGUGCUGUCCGUGACUUGGGUCCUGUCAUCAGCACAGGCCUACUGCAUCUGGCUGAGGAUGGGGUGCUGAGUCCCCUGCCGCUGACAGAGGGUGGGAAGGGUUCCUCACCCUCCAUCAGACCAAGCCAAGGCAACCAGGGAUCCAGCAGCCCAGUGGAGGUGGUGGAAGCCACAGACAGCAGAGAGAAGACUGGGCUGGUCAAGUCCGGAGAGCCCUUGAGUGGGGAGAAGUACUCACCCAAGCUGCCUCUUGGUAGUGGGGCUUUGGUGAUGGCCAGCCCCUGUCAGAGGCGCAAUGCUGGGUUUUGGCAGGAGCUGCUGGCACUGCUGAAGUGUGUGGAGGCUGAAAUUGCAAACUAUGAGGCCUGCCUCAAAGAAGAGGUGGAAAAGAGGAAGAAGUUCAAGAUUGAUGAUCAGAGAAGGACCCACAACUAUGACGAGUUCAUCUGCACCUUCAUCUCCAUGCUGGCUCAGGAAGGCAUGCUGGCCAACCUGGUGGAACAGAACAUCUCGGUGCGGCGGCGCCAAGGAGUCAGCAUUGGACGGCUCCACAAGCAGCGGAAGCCUGACCGGCGGAAACGCUCUCGCCCCUACAAGGCCAAGCGCCAGUGAGAACUGCUGGCUUUGACUCUGUAGCCCACUCUUGCCGUGUGACUCUCACCAGGACCUCCUCCCUGCCCUACUCCCCCUUUUCCCAGUAUUACUGAAUAUUUCCAGCCAGAGAGUCCAGGCCCUGGGAAUGGGAGCCAGCCACAUUGCCUACAUUGUGCCCUGGUAGGGGCAGAUCAGCCCAUAGUGCUGAGGAGGCAGCAGCUAAGAGUUGGGGCACAGUGAGGUACUGUGGCUUCUUCCAUAGCUGGCUGUGUAGUGGCAGGACCUGGCCCGUCUGCGUGGGCAGCAGAAUAUAUAUUUUACCUAUCAGAGACACCUAUUUUUCUGGGCUCCAACCCAUUUUGCACCAUGUUGACAUAGCCAGCUCUCUGUCCUAGUGGCUAUUGUGCUGAUGGGCCCAUGUCUCUGCAUCAUGCCAGGGUUACAACAUUGGAGUCACAGCUGGGGGCCUGGGUGGGCAUUGGGCCUGCUACUCUAGCCUCUGCCACCAGCCUGUCCCUAUUGUGAGGAAGCCAGGCCUACUCUCUUUAUUCCCUUUGGGAGAGUGCCAAACUCAGGGACCUGACUGCUGGGCUGGAUUGGAAGUGGGAUAUCCCAGCAGGGAUGAGAUAAGUAACUUGCUGGUUCCCUGACCUGAGCAGAGAGAAGUAUUUGAAUGAACUGUUUGAUGGCCUGUAAACUGUCCUAGUUCUAGCCAGUCUUGUUGAAACUGUGCUCCACAGCAGGGUUCUGGGGCUCUUUGCCUUCAGUGUUGUGGCCCUGGCUAUGGGCCUACUUUGGGCUCCUAGUCUCUGAUCCUGGAGCUUGAGGCUCAGAAGAGCCUCUGCCCGGCUCCUCAGUAUUACCAUACCAAGUCUCUCUUUUAGGGGUAGCAGAGACAGGGCUGCUUGCCGGAAGCCAGCACCACUCAGUCGUCCCUGCUAUGCCAGCUUCCUCAGCUUCUGUAAGGCACUCAGGGUGGGGUACAACAGGAUCAAGACAACUGUUUGGAGCCCCUGUAUUCCCAGAGGUCCUGAUGCCAAGGGAUAAUGGGCCUAACACUGCCUCUGGAGCUCAGGCCCCAAAUUUUGCCCCAUGGCCUCUGCCAGGUGGCUUUGAAGGUGAUCCAAGCAAGCCCCUAAUCUGUACAUAGUGACUGGGGGGGCUGACAGGUAUGGCAGCUGCCUCUCUAGGCUGAGCAUAACCUGAUCCCUCCAACCCCUGUAAAUACUGGAUCAAUGAAUGAAUAAAAUUCUCCUAAAAAAUGAA
Messenger RNA from Nycticebus coucang (slow loris), 3715 nucleotides. RefSeq names its product BRCA1 associated protein 1 (gene BAP1). The transcript has 17 exons. Lineage: Eukaryota; Metazoa; Chordata; Mammalia; Primates; Lorisidae. The coding region runs from base 218 to 2467 and encodes 749 amino acids. Gene Ontology annotation, cellular component: cytoplasm. The record is from RefSeq and is a predicted model, not a curated record. Gene Ontology annotation, biological process: protein deubiquitination; ubiquitin-dependent protein catabolic process. Gene Ontology annotation, molecular function: cysteine-type deubiquitinase activity.